Molecule: messenger RNA, 1215 nt
Organism: Schizophyllum commune H4-8
Lineage: Eukaryota; Fungi; Basidiomycota; Agaricomycetes; Agaricales; Schizophyllaceae
Exons: 4
Coding region: 1-1215 (404 amino acids)
Source: RefSeq, a predicted model, not a curated record
AUGCCCCACUCUGUUCUAUCCACCUGCGUGUCUACUCAGAAAACCAUGGACACACUGCCAAUAAUCAACUAUCGCCUCGUCGACUUCGACACCGGACUCCAUCGUCGGCAGAUGGAAUGUUUCGAGUAUCACUGGGGACUGAAGAAGGGAGAACUUGAUCUAUCCUCGCCACUAAACCACAUCCAACUUCGCAGCGAUAUGGCCGAACGCAUGAACGAUGCUGACUGGACCAUCCUUCCCACUAAGAAGACUCUCGACGCCAUGAUUGCCUUGUCGGACUUCAACAAGACGGUGGACGUGGAUAAGAGGAAGCGCUUCACCGAAGAACUACCCGAACAAGAAUACGAAUACGACUUUCUGCCCAUGUACAUAGCCAAGCGAGAGCGCCCGCUGCUAUAUCUCAAACGAGGCACGACCACCAGGACGAUCAAGAGAGCGUAUUCGAAGAUGCCCCGUAUCAGGUCGCGCGCGCAUCCCCUCUUCGUUAUAUUCCGCACCCACAACCACAUCAUCUCUGGCUACUCUUCUAUGCCGGAUGCCAAGGCCGACCGGCUCUCGCGUACAGUGCAUGCCAUCCUUCGGCGCUGGCAAUCACAACCCCCUCCCGAGUUUCUCGUAGGUCCCGACGUCUGGCAAAAACAUCGUCACCCCUGGAGCGACGACGGGUUCGUUGCACGCGCUCUGCUCAGCACUUGCGCGCCCACAGAUGCGAAGCGGCCGGUGCGGCGUGUUCGGAAGACCACCCGUGCCCCUGCACCCCAGCCGAAGUCUCGUCAGGACGGGCCCUCCGUAUAUGAUUACAUACGUCAGCCACCACCCCACCCCAAUUCCCCUGCACUUCCUCGCAGCGUCCACGCUUCAGAAUCCGCGUCCACUACUAGCGACGCCGAGGUCCAUACUCGUGACUUCUCGCCCGCCGAUCUACGCCAGUGGUUGGAUUCCAUCAGUCCCCCUCCCAAUACCAAGACAAAGAUCCCAUCGCCUCCCUCUUCCAGAUGCGACGCUAUCCUCACCCGCUAUCGCGAGGAAUCGGCACGCGACCCUGCCCGGGUUCGCCUCACCACUCGGUUUCAGGACGGCGGGUUGGUUAGGGGACGCGAAUGCAUUCGCGACCGCUCCAUCUUCUGCAGCAACGACUGGGCGAAACAUAACUACGAGGCCUGCCUCUGGUCCUCCACCGCGCCCCUCGCCACCGACGUCGACCUCAUCCCAUAG